AAUAAAAAGAAACAAAAGAAAAAGAAGCUUAUGCAUUAGUCUAAUAUGAAUGAUUAUUUGGCUCUCUCAUAUCUAUGGUAGUACUAUAAAUUUGAAAGCAUAGGAGCCAUAUCGUUGCAUAAGCAUCCUUGAUAUUUCUAUUUCUCGCUACUCUUUCACCUUUCAGUAUGGCUUUUGCAGUUAUUUCCAUGAUCCUGGAACGCUUGAGUUCUUUUGCUCUUUCAGGGCUUGAACAAGAAGCGAGAUUGGUUAUGGAUGUUGAGCGAGAAAUCCAAAAGCUCAAAUACAAUCUUGAAUCCAUCCAAGUUGUGCUUGAUGAUGCAGAUGUAAGACAAAGGAAGGAGGCCAGUGUGAAACUUUGGCUACACAGGCUCAAAGACAUAUCGUACGACAUUGACGAUGUGUUGGACGAGUGGAGCACUGCAAUUUACAAAUCCCAAAUUGAGCCAAGUCCAGAAGCUCCGGAGCCUAAGAGGAAGGUAUGUUCUUCCAUCCCCUUUGCUCGUUUUCUCCGUAGAGAAGUUGUCCCUCGUCAUGACAUUGCUUGCAAGAUAAAAGAGCUAAAUGAAAGAUUAGAUGCUAUUGCCAAGGAGAAGGAUAGGUACAACUUUAGCUUUAGAAAGAGCACUGAACAACUUGAAAGACAGAUCACUGCAUCUGUCAUUGAUGUAGCAGAGGUGAAAGGCAGGGAGAAUGAUAAAAAUGAAAUCAUAAAUAAGUUGUUGACUGAGGUUAGACAAACACCAAAUCCCCACAUCAUCUCCCUAGUAGGGAUGGGGGGAAUUGGUAAAACAACUCUAGCCAAAUUAGUCUACAAUGACAGCAAAGUAGCAGCCCAUUUCAAUAAGAGAAUAUGGGUGUGUGUCUCGGAUCCCUUUGAUGAGGUCAGGAUUGCCAAAGCAAUCCUCGAAUCACUCAGGGAUACUGAAACAAAUUCGGUUGAACUACAAACUUUAUUGCAGCAAAUGCAACAAUCCAUUAAGGGACAAAGGUUUCUUCUUGUCCUAGAUGACGUGUGGACUGAAGAUGCCAGAAAGUGGGAAAAUUUGAUGCAUUCUUUCAAGUGUGGUGAGCGGGGAAGUAGAAUUCUGAUUACCACACGCAAGGAGAAUGUUGCAACCCGCAUAGGUUGCACUGACAUACUCCCAAUAGGACAAUUGUCCAUGGAGGAAUGCUGGUCAGUGUUUAGUCAAAUUGCAUUUUUUGGAAAGACCAGUAUAGAAUGUGAACGUGUAGAAGACAUUGGUAGGAAAAUUGUAAAAAAGUGUAAGGGUUUGCCUCUUGCUGCAAAGACACUGGGAGGUCUUCUGCGCUUCAGAAAAUUUAGAGAGGAGUGGCAAAGUGUUUUGGACAGUGAUGUAUGGGAAUUAGAAGAAGCUGAAAAGGAUCUUUUAGGUGCCCUAUGGUUGAGCUACUAUGAUUUGCCUAUGGCAUUGAGACAAUGUUUCUCAUAUUGUGCCAUUUUCCCUAAAGACCACCUGAUAUCAAAGCCUAGAUUAAUUAAAUUAUGGAUGGCUCAAGGAUAUCUCAAGGCAACUAAAAGAAAAGACAUGGAGAUGGUUGGUGAAGAAUACUUCCAAAAUUUAGUGGUUCGCUCUUUUUUCCAAGACUUUGACAAAUGUGAUGAUGAAAUAUUGGCAUGUAAGAUGCAUGACAUAGUGCAUGAUUUUGCCCAAUUUCUUACACAAAAUGAAUGCUUUAGUAUGGAGGUCAAUGGUUUUUUAGUGCCGAGCAUGUAUUUUUCCGGUAAAGAACCACGUCAUUCAAUGGUUGUGCUAGCAGAAAAUGCCGUUUUACCUGGUUCACUUGGUUCUCUAAAAAAGCUGCGUACUCUCUUGAUCGAGUCCCAUGGCCAAUCAGAGAUUAGAGCAGCCCCACCUGAUUUAUUGAAUCAGCUAACCUGUCUGAGGUCGUUAGACCUAAGUAAUUGUGGAAUUGGAGAAAUCCCACCCGAAAUAGGCAAAUUAAUACAUUUGAGGUUUCUUGACUUGUCUGCAAAUGAGUUGGUGGAGUUGCCUGAAACAGUAUGUGAAUUAUACAAUUUGCAAUCUCUAGAUGUCCAUUGGAAUCUUCUGACGCUGCCUCCGGGGAUUGGAAAGUUAAUCAACUUGAGGCAUUUUUAUCAUGACGGAGGAAACGGUGUGUUGCCGAAAGGACUUGGAAAAUUGAUUAGUCUUAGGGAAAUAAAGGAACUCACUGUUGGCCACAAUGAUGAGGAAGCAUUUUCUUUCGGAGAUCUAAAAGACUUGAACAACCUUCGAGGAUCCUUGUGGAUUAAAGGGUUGGGACAUGUUGCAGAUGUGGGUGAGGCUAAGCAAGCACAGCUGAAGAAGAAGAAACAUGUCACUUUGAUGAGACUAGAUUUCUUUGAAGAUAAAGAAGGGACAAGGGGAAUUCAUGAUCAACAGUUAAUGGAAGGGUUGGAGCCAUCUUCAAAUUUGGAAGAUUUAAUUAUAGUCAAAUACCAAGGUACUACAAUGGUUCCCAGUUGGAUGAUGUCGUUAACUAAUCUAAGAUAUCUUUCAAUGAGUUUUUGUAGAAACUGCGAACAUUUGCCUCCUUUGGGGAAGUUGCCAGCCCUCGAAUCUCUUUACUUCCAUGUUAUGGGAGUGAAAAAGUUUGGUGCUGAGUUUCUGGGAAUGGGAACUCAAAUUGACAAGGAUAUAUCAUCAUCAUCAUCAUCAGUUGUUUUAUUUCCCAGAUUGGUAGAACUGAAGUUUAUACAAAUGCCCAAGUGGGAAGAGUGGGAAGAGUGGGACAAUAGGAUGAUAAGUAGAGAUGAAGAUACAAUAAUGCCACGUCUUCAUCGUUUGGAGGUUGUUAACUGCUCAAAGUUGAAGAAAUUGCCAGACAAGCUUCUCCAAAAGACGACAUUGCAGGAAUUGAUAAUUGAUCAUUGCGAAAUUCUCUCUCCACAUUACCGAAGGGGAACAGGAAAGUACUGGCAUAACAUCUCUCACAUUCCCAACAUCAAAAUUGACUGGAAAAUUAUGCAAGGAGAAGACAUUUACUGAGCUUAUGGAAUUCAGACAGGAGAGUGCUGGCUUCAGGGUGCUACAGGUUCUAUCAAUGUAACCAAAGGUGUCUUCUGAAAUUGUGAAUCAAUGAUUUAUUUAGCAAGACAGGAGCAGAUGGAGAACCAUAUAUGUUCAGAUUCAUGAAAAGAGAUGGGUGCUAAAGAAUUAUGUGAUACUGUGAAGCAAGCUCCUGCCUGCAGGAUGUAAAGAAAUAAGAAUCAGACAAUUGUAUAUCUAUCUCUUCAGCAACUUCACUGUAAUAAUAUUAGAAACUCUCUUCUACAGUUCAAAUGGCUUAAACAUGAAAAUCAUCUGAUAUGUUGUUUUGCUGA
Hevea brasiliensis (rubber tree) is the source of this 3349-nucleotide messenger RNA. RefSeq names its product putative disease resistance protein RGA3. The transcript has 3 exons. The record is from RefSeq and is a predicted model, not a curated record. Lineage: Eukaryota; Viridiplantae; Streptophyta; Magnoliopsida; Malpighiales; Euphorbiaceae. Gene Ontology annotation, biological process: defense response to other organism. Gene Ontology annotation, molecular function: protein binding; ADP binding. The coding region runs from base 168 to 3014 and encodes 948 amino acids.